Messenger RNA from Harpegnathos saltator (Jerdon's jumping ant), 751 nucleotides. Its product is annotated as ATPase inhibitor mai-2, mitochondrial-like. Gene Ontology annotation, biological process: negative regulation of ATP-dependent activity. The record is from RefSeq and is a predicted model, not a curated record. Gene Ontology annotation, molecular function: ATPase inhibitor activity. The coding region runs from base 141 to 452 and encodes 103 amino acids. The transcript has 3 exons. Gene Ontology annotation, cellular component: mitochondrion. NCBI's taxonomy places the organism in Eukaryota, Metazoa, Arthropoda, Insecta, Hymenoptera, Formicidae.
CCAGAGAGUCGCCGCCGUUGUGUCUGGGUUCGCAAUCUAAGAAUAGCGCUACGUUCAUGACGGAGCAGCUCAAGGUAGUCUCGUAGCGUUGCCGAGUCCUCGUCGAGAGUUUCCCCGACGGCAAAUUCGUGGUUGUUAAGAUGCAAAGGGCGAUUACAUUCUCGCGAAACAUCUCUGCGCUAAGUCAGGUGAGAAUGGCUGGAGAACGUGGUUCUGGUGCUGGCAAAGGAGGAGGUGGUGGUGGUACGAUUCGCGAGGCUGGUGGAUCUUUUGGAAAAAUGGAAGCAGCCCAUGAAGAUCAGUACUUUUACAAUCUGCAAAAGGAACAGUUACAAAAGAUGCGGGAGAGCCUGCAUGACGAGAUCUCGUUCCAUGAGGAGCAAAUCAAGCGUCAUCAGGAGGCCAUAAACCGUCAUAAAAAUCGAAUCACAGAUAUGGACCAGAAGGAAUGAAAAAGUUAGAAGUUAUCGGCGUGAGACUUCCGAUUUCGGCGAUAUUAAUUUCAGUGUAAAAGAAUUUAAAAAUAGUAAGGAUAAUAGAAUGUCGCAGCAAUUUUUUUUUAUGUAUAAUACGUUACAUUGAUUAAAUAUAAAAUAUACAAUGCUUUUGAUAUAGUUCGAGCAUUGAUUCAUAUUAUUUUGCAAUAUUAUAUGAAUUGAUUACCUCCGUGAGAGUCUAAGACGAUUUUGUACGUCGCAUGUUUGAGAAAAGGUUUACUUAUAUCUGAGAAUAAAAUGUGUUUUUAAUCGUU